Messenger RNA from Folsomia candida, 2550 nucleotides. RefSeq names its product CXXC-type zinc finger protein 1. NCBI's taxonomy places the organism in Eukaryota, Metazoa, Arthropoda, Collembola, Entomobryomorpha, Isotomidae. Gene Ontology annotation, biological process: positive regulation of DNA-templated transcription. Gene Ontology annotation, cellular component: Set1C/COMPASS complex. The record is from RefSeq and is a predicted model, not a curated record. The transcript has 14 exons. Bases 543 to 2180 code for a protein of 545 amino acids.
ACCAGUCCCGCGAUUGAGACCGGGGCGGCGGGAGCAGGACUCACUCACAUCAAAAUAAAUUAAUUUGCCAUUCGUAUGAGAGAUUAAUUUUAAAGUUUCUGAAAAUUUGGUAAUUUUUUGGUAUUUCGAUAAAUUCAGAAUUGUCAAGUAUUUCUUACCUGGUCGAUGUGAAGGAGGAUCAUAUGCUUAUCGGGUCGGGGACGUGAUUAGGAAUUGUGACGUAUUUCUUACCUGGUCGAAGUGGAGGAGGAUCAUAUGCUUAUCGGGAAGGGGGCGUGAUUAUUGUGACGUAUUUCUUACCUGGUCGAAUUGGAGGAGAACCAUAUGUCAAUCGGGAAGGGGACGUGAUGAAAAAUCGAUGCUAUCGUCUUCAAAGAUUAACCGAAAAGUAACGGAUUUGACUGCUGAGGAUUAUCAAUACCUGAAGCACCCCAAAUUAGUAUUUGAUCUCGUCUACUAAAAAUAGUGGUUGCUGUUGAGGUCCACCCUACAAAGACCCCACAAUUAUUCUCGUUUCGGCCUCAUCAUUCGUGCCGUAAAAAAUGGCGAGCAAGGACAUUUCUAAAAAAGAUAUCGCCAAGCAGUUCGACCUGCCGGAGAGAAAGUCGAAAAUAGCCACUCUGUUGAAGGAAACGGAUGUUUAUUGCAUCUGCCGCAGUAGCGACUCGACACGUUUUAUGAUAGCUUGUGACAAUUGCGAAGAGUGGUUUCAUGGCGACUGCAUCAACAUAACGGAAAGUGAUGCAAAGGUCAUAAAGCAUUACUAUUGUCCUGGAUGCAUUGCUGACACUCCAUCUUUAGAGAUAGAAUACAAGAAGCCCAAACAACCCAGUGUACCCUCAUCAUCCAAAAGGAGGAAGAGCAGCGAUGGGAAGAAGGAGAAAGUCCUCGGUAAGAAGAAUGCGUUGUCAUCUUCAAAGAAAUCUGGGCAGAGGAAGCCUAAACGUUUGCAGUCUUCUGGGAGCGAAAAUGAUGACGACAGAGAUUACAAAGUCUUGACGCAACAAAGACAAAAUCGAGACAGACAUUCGCCCAAUCUAUGGGCUUCUUCGGAAGAAGAUGCUCCACCACCACCGAGUGAAAAGCGAACUGCUAAGAAACAAGAAAAAAGACGGAAGGAAAAGUCAAAAGAAAAGGCUCGUCGGAAGACAAGAAUUCGUCGCCAAACGACAUCCUCUGAAUCGGAAAAAUAUUAUUCUGACGAGUUUAAUGAUGAUGAAGAUGACGAGAAGCAAUGUUUUGGAUUAGAUUGUACCAACGCAGCGAGAAAGAAUUCAAAAUAUUGCAGUCAAGAAUGUUGCAUUAAACUUGCAACGGAACGGAUUUACAGGAUUCUUCCGGGUAGAAUCCAAGAGUGGAACUUGACCCAGUCCGUUGCUGAAGAACAUAAUCGCAAAGAGUUGGAAGAGAUUCGGACGAAGCAAAUUGAAGCUAAAAUUAAAAUUUCUGAGCUUGAAAGGAAACGAGCUGAUCUCGACCGACACGUUCAUAACGUUCAACAACUCGUAGUAGAUCCAGAUGCGGAAGAUGAAGAGCCAGAAGAAGAAGGAAUCAUACACUGCAUUACAUGUGGUCAUGAAAUUCCUAUAAGGUCAUGUAUCAAACACAUGGAGCGAUGCUACAACAAAUACGAAAGUCAAACCUCCUUUGGUUCCAUUUAUAAAACAAAGUUGGAAGGAACGCCGAUCUUUUGUGAUUUUUACAAUCCAUCAAAUGGUACUUAUUGCAAGCGAUUAGCCGUGCUUUGCCCCGAACAUUCGAAAGAACCAAAAAUUCGGGACAGUGAGGUUUGUGGCUGCCCUGUCGUUGUAGACUUGACUGAAAACAUGGAGAAAUUUUGUCGCCUUCCCAAAAAGAAAUGUAAUCGACACUUUUGUUGGGAAAAACUUCGACGAGCUGAACUUGACAUGGAACGAGUUCGAAAUUGGCUAAAACUAGAUGAAUUAUUGGAACAAGAACGACAAAUCCGUUUGGCCAUGUCAAAUCGGGGUGGAGUAAUGGGCCUCUUGCUACAUUCUACGUUUGACCACGAUCUCCGAAACCGAAUUCAAACUCAAAUGCAGGAAGGAACCUUGCAACAAGAGAAAGCAUCCGCAGACUUAGGCGAAGAUAUUUCUGAGGAUGAAGAAGAUGACCACGAAAAUGCUCGUGAAUCAAGUUGCGAAAAUGUUACAGACUAAUUAGUAGAUAUGCAAUAUUAUACCAAUUCAUGAAAAAUAUUAUAAGUACAUCUUUUUUUAUUUGUUGAAAAUAUUUUCUACACGAAAUGAGUUUAAAUGACAGCUUAUAUUUUUAUUAUAAUUUAUUAUUAUUAGCCCUUCAUGAUAAUAUUAUCUUCAUGUGGUUACAAUGCCUAGCUGAGUUUCUAACUUUUACACAAUACAUUACUUACCAGGAUAGUUAAGCAAUAGGAAAUAGAAAGCUAAGUGUUUUUGUUCUUAGUUCCAAAUUGCAUAAGAUACUUUACAGAUUUAUUAUAUCUAAAACCCAGCAACUAAUAAAUGCUCUACUAUUGACGAAAUGAAAUAGUAAAGCUUCACUCAACCUCUA